Messenger RNA from Bursaphelenchus xylophilus (pine wood nematode), 2811 nucleotides. NCBI's taxonomy places the organism in Eukaryota, Metazoa, Nematoda, Chromadorea, Rhabditida, Aphelenchoididae. The record is from the annotation of a GenBank genome assembly.
AUGAUUUCGCGGCCCGCUGGAUGGUGUCUGUUGUUCUUGGUGUGUGGUGUGUAUUCGGCUUCGUUCAAGGUCGAAGUUCAGAGAGUUUUGAGUAAGAUUUUUGAUGAGAAAUUGCGAUAGUUGGGCUCUUUUUACGCUUCGCUGAGAAGGUGUACCUAUCCCGUGGAAAAUUGCAGGAUCUAAGGUUUGGUAAGAGGUAUCAAAAAACUGUUGAUGCCAUUCGAAAGAGCAUCUCGAGUAUCCUAUUAUCGCCUAAAAUCAGUAAUACAUAUAGUAGUUUCAAAGGAGUCAAAAAAACUCGCAUAAAAACUCGAUUUUGGUCAUCAAAAUCGCUCGCUGUAGCUUUACUCUGCUAAAUCAACUCUUUUCAUGGCAUAAUUUCUGCUUAGCAUUUCCUACUUUCAUUUCUAAAAAUAAUAGAGACCUUCCCCAAAACGUAUUUUACCCGCAAAAAUCGUAAUUUUUCCACUUACAGCCAACAAGUCCAGUGUAAUUUACGAUGUCUACGGCCAACGUCUCAACAGCCGCAAUAACAUGGAGUAUCGGGGCCGCAUGACCCUCGGCGACCCUCCACAAGAGUUCAACGUCGUCUGCGACACUGGAUCCGAUAUUCUUUGGGUGCCGAAGGAGGGAUGUAAGUCCGCGGGUCCGCUAGUGAAGAAAUGCCCGAACACCGAUGUGUAUUCUCCUGGAGCGACGGCGGAGAACACAGAAAUCCUUUUAAAAUCGAGUAUGGAACAGGAUCAGCGAUUGGGACCUAUUACAAGGGAUUUUUUGCGGUGAGUUUUUUGGGAUUUUUGGAAAAUUUUGAAUUUUUUUUUUGAAAUUCAAAAAGGCUUUUUGUCUAGAAAUUUUCUAAAUUCUAGUAUGUACUGCCUUCCGAAGCACAGAAAAUAAGUUUUUUAACCCAUAACUGAAAAUUUGAAUAAUAAAAAAAUUUGAAUAUUCAAAAAAAUUAAUUAAAUUUUUUCAUUUAGUCUUGCUAAAAACUUGUCAAAAUGUCAAAACUUAAUGGCCAUUUUCAUUUUUUUACACCCUAAAAUACCCAAUUUAAAAUCAAAAAACCCCAUUUCCAGUUCGGCGCCAAGGACGGAAAAUAAUUGAAAUUCAAGAACAAGGUGACUUUCGGCGCUGGAAAACGGAUGACAUUCAGUGACGAAGGUAUCCUCGGACUCUCCUUCCCCGACGCCGGCAAAAAGGGAACCAACAUUUUCGACGAGGCCGUCAAACAAGGCCUCAUGGACAAGCCAAUUUUCACGGUCUACAAGAAGAAAUGCAAUGGUAAUUGCGAGGAUGGAGGUGUUAUUACCUUCGGUGACUAUGACAAAGAGCAUUGUUGCAAUGUCAAGGGAUAUGUCGAUAUUAUCCCCAAUGCAGUUGAUUGGAAAUUUAAGUUGGAUGGAGCGAGAGGUACGUGGAUUUUUGGGGUGAAAAAAGUAAUCAGAAAUAUGUUAAAGUAGAAAGGAAUAUGUUUUACUGACAUUUUGUACAAAUUUAGAAGGCAUUUUCUUCAAAUAUUGGACUGAUUUUUGGCUUGCGAGUUGCUGAAAAAGCUGAGAUCUUUUGGUCGAAAAAUGUCGAAAAUUGAAUUCUUUAAAACUUUUUGGAAACAAAAAGCAAGUUUCAAAAGAGAGUUUUUGACAACUCGAAGGAUGGUCCGGACAUUUCGAAAAAACGACCAACUCAGAAUCUUUUGAUAUUUUGCAUAGUUGUUGUGGUUGUCCAACAAAUAAUGACCCUCUUCGAGAGGGGUAAAGUCUAAAGUCUCUAAACAAGGUAAGCGUUGAUGGAAUUUCGAAAUAUUAUACCGUUUUGUAGCUGAGAUCUCAGGCUUUCGUUUGAUGUAUCGUUUGCCAUAUUUGGACCAAAUUACAGUAAUCUAGCCUUAAUAAAAAAUUAUCAAAAAAAGGUUGGUUCGCACUAUCAUAUUGUACCGGCAAAAACAGAAUGCGAAAGUUUCAGAAGCUACGUAAAAUAUCAACGCCAUGUUCGGCUAGUGUGUUCUGUGUCUGAAUAUGGUGAAACGGUGGUUUAAAAAUUUUCGAUCUGACGGCGAGGGACCCAAAGAUAAAGUACGGCAUCCAGACUUUAUGAAUUUACCCUGAGGUCAUUGGUUGACGCCCGUCCUAGAAUCAACAUCCGACGCAUCUGUGACAUCAUCUGGGUGUUGAAAUAAUUGGGAGCUAACUCUUCGACGUUGAUUAAAUUCAACAAAAUGCUGGGCAACUUGCUACCACAUUAUUGGAUCAAAGCAAAGAAUGAAGGGGCCACAUUUCCCGUUUUUGCGAGCCGGAAAACAAUUUUUCUGGAUCAGAUUGUGGCCUAUGAUGAAAACCGGGUCUACUACGACAAUCAGACGAGACAUGCCUAAUGGAGUUCUCCGAGGGCUUCACCGUGGCACUUGUCAAAGCUCGGCUCCCCCCAAAACAAAGUGAUGACUACUUCUUGAUGGUGCAGCAUGGGAAUAGUAAAAUAUAGCUUCUUGAAAGCCGGCUAAAAUGUAAAUACCAUCCCCUAAUGUACCCAGAUAGACAGUUUGUGGCAGCAUCUGCCUUCAACGAUGCGCCGCAGAAGUCCAAAAAUUCUUAGCGGCAGCAGGAACCUCGCCGUUGAAAAAUGACCCUCCAGAAGCCGAUUUAAUAGAGAUACAAGACUGUCCCUCGUCCAGCGUAUUUGCCAAAGCUGGCUUACACAUACCACCAUCCGGUCAAGAAUCUAGCACGUUUCAUCAGUGGUAGGGAAUUCGACAAUCAAGACGCCCUUGAAAAGGCCUUCAAAAGUUUCAUCGGCUCCAGAAGCCGGGGUUUCUAA